CCCCGUGCCGACCCGCCCCCGAGAGGAGGGGCCGGGCGGGGGCGCCGCGGCGGCGGGGCCGGGCGGCGGUGGGGGCGCGGCACCAUAAAAGGCCCCGCGUACGGCUGGGCCCAGCAUCGCCGUGAGAGCCGGACCCGCAGCGACUGCAACUCAAGAUGUCUAAAAAAAUCCAUGGAGGCUCUGUUGUGGAGAUGCAAGGAGAUGAAAUGACACGGGUCAUCUGGGAACUGAUUAAAGAAAAGCUGAUUUUUCCUUAUGUAGACCUGGAUUUGCACAGCUAUGACUUGGGUAUUGAGUAUCGUGAUGCUACAGAUGAUAAAAUAACUGUGGAAGCUGCUGAAGCCAUAAAGAAAUACAACGUUGGCAUAAAGUGUGCAACCAUCACUCCUGAUGAGAAAAGAGUGGAGGAGUUCAAGUUAAAGCAGAUGUGGAAGUCUCCCAAUGGGACAAUUAGAAACAUCCUAGGUGGCACUGUCUUCAGGGAGGCUAUUAUCUGCAAGAACAUUCCCCGGCUGGUGUCUGGAUGGGUGAAACCCAUAGUCAUUGGCCGUCAUGCUUAUGGUGAUCAAUACAGAGCAACUGAUUUUGUGGUACCUGGGCCUGGAAAAGUAGAGAUGACCUACACUCCAAAAGAUGGAGGCAAACCAGUCACAUAUCUGGUCCAUAACUUUGAAAGCUGUGGUGGUGUAGCCAUGGGAAUGUACAACCUUGACCAGUCUAUCAAGGAUUUUGCCCACAGUUCCUUCCAAAUGGCACUGUCUAAAGGCUGGCCCCUCUACAUGAGCACCAAGAACACCAUCCUGAAGAGAUAUGAUGGCCGCUUUAAAGACAUCUUCCAAGAGAUCUAUGAUAGAGAAUACAAGUCCCAGUUUGAAGCCAAAAAGAUCUGGUAUGAGCAUAGGCUCAUUGAUGAUAUGGUUGCUCAGGCCCUGAAAUCUGAAGGAGGCUUUGUCUGGGCCUGCAAGAACUACGAUGGGGAUGUGCAGUCUGACUCUGUUGCGCAAGGCUAUGGCUCUCUGGGGAUGAUGACCAGUGUGCUGAUCUGCCCUGACGGCAAGACAGUUGAAGCAGAAGCUGCUCAUGGCACAGUUACUCGUCACUACCGCAUGCACCAGAAAGGCCAAGAAACCUCCACUAACCCCAUUGCCUCCAUCUUCGCGUGGACAAGAGGACUAGCUCACAGAGCUAAACUGGACAACAACACUAGCCUCAAGAACUUUGCAGUUGCCCUGGAAGAAGUCUGCAUUGAGACCAUUGAAUCUGGCUUCAUGACAAAGGACCUUGCUGCCUGUAUCAAAGGCCUACCUAAUGUCACACGCUCUGACUACCUGAACACCUUUGAGUUCAUGGACAAGCUUGCUGAAAACUUGAAGGGGAAGCUAGCCUCUCUGCCCAAACUUUAAGGCACGGGCUCUACUCAAGCUCCACUAGCAAAGCGUCUCCCAGUUACACCAGAGCAUAAGCGGCACUGUAUCACACUCUGUGUAACAUUUCAAAUACUAGACAAAAAUGAACGUGUAUGCUUUUUUAAAUGUCUAAAAGACCAUGUUUUCUUAAACCCCUUGAGCAGCUGGGCUAGGCCUUACUUUUGAUAAGCAGCUGAAUGCAAUAGUGUUCAAGCUCAACAUGGGUCUAGGUUCCUAAUGUCAGUCAUAGCAGACCUGAAAUUUCUCUCCAUUACUUUAUGAUCUGUAUUUCUUUUCUCUCUGCUUCUCAGCCUGAAAGCCAGUCUGUGUCACAGCUCUGGUCAAACCAGUGGUGAUUUACUGUCCAACAGACCUUAGAAAUCAGAACCGUCCUCAUCUCUCCAGUACUGUCCACGAAGUAUAAGUGAGCUCACAGGGCUAUGCCAGCUCUAUUGCAGCCCCUCUUUUACUCAUUUUACCUGUUAGUGCCAACCAGAGCAUAGUAUCCUGAUACUAAGGGAUUUGGUCCCAUUGCUACUGUCAGGACUGUAGCACUUGAGAAGCAGCACUUACUUAGUAAAUGCUGGAAACAAGCCCUAUAGGCUAAGAGCCUAACCAAACCAUGCUGCAGUGUCUAAAUGCAAGCCAUGCAUUUAGUUAUAUUCCUUCUGACUGGAUGUGAAGCAUUGGAACUGUUACCUCUUCUGCUGCCCCGCAAUUCAUAAAGGUGCAAACUUUUUUCCAGUUGUCUGGGCUAUUACUACUUACCUUUCCUGUUGUGAUACAGCAAGUCAGAUUAUGACUGUGAAAAACUAUUCCAUCCAUGGUUUUGUUUGGUUUGUUUUUUGUUUUUUUUUUUUUAAAGAACAUUUUAGUUCAGACUAAAAUAAAAGCCACCUAAACACUA
Phalacrocorax carbo (great cormorant) is the source of this 2313-nucleotide messenger RNA. Lineage: Eukaryota; Metazoa; Chordata; Aves; Suliformes; Phalacrocoracidae. The record is from RefSeq and is a predicted model, not a curated record.